Molecule: messenger RNA, 2780 nt
Organism: Ricinus communis (castor bean)
Lineage: Eukaryota; Viridiplantae; Streptophyta; Magnoliopsida; Malpighiales; Euphorbiaceae
Product: coronatine-insensitive protein 1
Exons: 3
Coding region: 617-2425 (602 amino acids)
Biological process (GO): SCF-dependent proteasomal ubiquitin-dependent protein catabolic process
Cellular component (GO): SCF ubiquitin ligase complex
Source: RefSeq, a predicted model, not a curated record
UCUCUCUCUCUCUCUCAGAGGCGCAUAUUAUACACACCCACAGAUUAGGGAACCCCUCCGCCCCCCACACCUCUCCCCGAAUCCCCAACCCACAACCUCCCCAAAAAUAAAGAAAAGAAGAAAAAGAAACAGAAUCAACCGUCGCCGUCCUAUUUCUCUCCUUCUACUCCCUCUCCACCGUCCAUCUACUGUCUCUCUCUCUCUCUCUCUCUCUCUCUCUCCUUCUUCUUCUUUUGCUUCUUUCACUAUGCAAUGUUUCCAUGAUUAAUCUCAGCAAUCGAUUACUACUUCGAUCUGAUGCUCAACUUCUUGAUCCGUUCUCGAGACGUUUCUUUCUAUUUUGAAACGUUUCGUCUCGAUUUCUUUCACUGCCGAUGUAGAAAUAUCAGUUUUUUUUUUCCUUCUUUAAAUCAAGUUUUGAACUCUUCUAAUGAAUAUUCUACUAUUCAAUAGAUAAGCUUUUCAAGAUUCAGGUUUUUAAGGGUUUAAUCUCAAAAAUCGAUGUGUUUGCUUAUAAAAGUUGAGAUUUUUAUUUUACUGAUUGGUUAGCUUGUAAAUUCUAGUCAACUACUUUAGUUUAGGGUUUUUGAUUUUAAUUACUUUUUCUAGUGAUAGUAUGGAAGAGGAGAAUAAUAAGAACAGUAAAUUGAAUAAAACAAUGAGCAGUGGGAGUUGCAGCAACGGUUCCGACGUAUUAGACUACGUGAUGCCAUAUAUCCAAGGCCCGAAAGACCGCGACGCCGUUUCAUUAGUAUGUCGCCGAUGGUACGAGUUAGAUGCUUUAACACGUAAGCAUAUAACGAUAGCUUUAUGUUAUACAACAAGUCCAGAUCGGCUUCGUCGUCGUUUUAAGCACCUUGAAUCUUUAAAGCUUAAAGGGAAACCUAGAGCUGCGAUGUUUAAUCUAAUACCUGAAGAUUGGGGCGGUUAUGUUACUCCUUGGAUUGAUGAAAUUGCUGCGGCGUCGUUUACUUGCUUGAAAUCUCUUCAUUUUAAACGUAUGAUCGUUAAAGAUUCUGAUCUUGCCCUUUUAGCUAAGUCUCGUGGAAAGGUUUUACAUGUGUUGAAACUUGAUAAGUGUUCUGGCUUCUCUACCGAUGGCCUUUUACACGUGGCUCGCUUUUGCAGGCAAUUAAGAACAUUAUUCUUGGAAGAGAGCGCAAUUUUUGAGAAAGAUGGUGAUUGGCUACAUGAGAUUGCCAUGAACAACACAGUUCUUGAGAUUCUAAAUUUUUACAUGACGGAUCUCAAUGCAGUGAGAUUUGAAGACCUUGAGAUCAUAGCCAAAAACUGUCGUUGUUUAGUCUCUGUCAAAAUUAGUGAUUGUGAAAUACUGGAUCUGGCUGGUUUCUUUCAUGCUGCAGCUGCUUUGGAAGAAUUUUGUGGGGGUUCCUUCAAUUAUUCAGCCAAUGAUCUACAAGAUAAGUAUUCUGCCGUGACAUUUCCCCGAAAAUUAUGCCGUUUGGGUCUAACCUAUUUGGGAAAAAAUGAAAUGCCAAUAGUGUUCCCUUUCGCAUCCCUGCUCAAAAAGUUGGAUCUCCUCUAUGCGUUGCUUGAUACAGAGGAUCAUUGUCUUCUAAUUCAAAAAUUCUGCAACUUAGAAGUUCUUGAGACAAGAAAUGUUAUUGGAGAUAGAGGGUUGGAAGUUCUUGCUUCAAGUUGUAAGCGAUUAAAGAGGCUUAGAAUUGAGCGUGGUGCUGAUGAGCAGGGGAUGGAGGAUGAAGAAGGUAUAGUUUCACAUAGAGGAUUAAUUGCAUUGGCGCAGGGCUGUCUAGAACUGGAGUACCUGGCUGUUUAUGUUUCUGAUAUCACAAAUGCAGCUCUGGAACAUAUUGGUGCUCACUUGAAGAACCUAAAUGAUUUUCGCCUGGUUUUGCUUGAUAAAGAAGAGAGGAUAACAGAUCUACCACUUGACAAUGGUGUUAGAUCUCUACUGAGGCAGUGUGAGAAGCUUCGAAGGUUUGCUCUGUACCUCCGACCAGGGGGUUUGACUGAUGUGGGUCUUGGAUAUAUUGGGGAAUAUAGUCCAAACGUGAGAUGGAUGCUUUUGGGGUACGUUGGAGAGUCUGAUGAAGGGCUUUUGGCAUUUUCUAAAGGAUGCCCUAGUCUUCAGAAACUAGAAAUGAGGGGCUGUUGCUUCACCGAAAGGGCACUGGCUAGAGCUGUGAUGCAACUGACUUCUUUAAGGUAUCUGUGGGUUCAAGGUUAUAGAGCGUCAUCUGUUCCGGGCCGUGAACUCUUAGCAAUGGCUCGCCCUUUUUGGAAUAUUGAGUUGAUUCCUCCUAGACGGGUAGUCGUGGUUAACCAGGUCAACGAAGAUGUUUUGGUCGAGCAGCCAGCCCAUAUACUUGCAUAUUACUCCCUUGCUGGAGCAAGAACAGAUUUUCCAGAUUCUGUUGUCCCCUUGCAUCCGAAGAGAGGUUAGUUGCUUAGAGAGCUGUACAUGAUGCUGGUUGCGUCCUUUAUUUUUCCGGACAUUCCCUGUCUGUAAAUUCAUCCUUCUUUUUUAUUUUCUUUUUUCCCACUUCGGUAAGAGAGUUUCGAUUCUAAGUUUUAAUUUUGUAUUUUUACUUAUAGUAGACCGUUACCUUGUAAUAAGCUUGCAUUUGCCCUGUAAUUUGGAACCACUUGUACUCUUUGGUGAGCCAGUUUCUUGUUCUCUAGGAUCAAUUAGCACAAGUUUUUGUUUUUUUCUUUUUAUUCUUCUGUUACAUGCUUGGAAACCUUGUAAUUCCAUGUGCCGAUUCAAUGUUGGAAAUUGCUGUUACUUUGCUCUGAAA